AUGAGCACUCUCAGCCACGGCGGGAAGUGGCGGGAAGUGGCAGGAAGUGGCGGGAAGGUCCGGGACCCGGUUUCCGCUUGGCAUCUGGGGUUGUCUCUUCAAAGGCAGAGCAUCGCCAAGAUCAUGAUCGGACGGGUGCUCAGAAAGUCGAGUUCUGGGAUUAGCGCCGUCGAUCGCUUUGCAAAUGUUGGCCAGAUCACGGUGCCGCCAUGGCCAUUCUCAAUGGCCAGCGGCCUCAGAUCACAACAGCAGAAGCAGUCCUGUGAUGUGCUUUACGACGUUCCAAAGCUUUCCAGAACGCUGGAGCUCGAGUUUCAGGGCUUUUCACAUGUCAGCUCGGGCCUUUCAAACAGCGUCAGCGUGCACGAGGUUCACGGCAUUCGGGCGGAAGCCUUGGGGGAUUCGAGACUGUUCCCCAGUUGUUCGACGUGCUCAGGGGCCACAUACAUCUUCCAGAUUGUGGGCAUGGAUGCGGGCUGA
Molecule: messenger RNA, 480 nt
Organism: Symbiodinium natans
Lineage: Eukaryota; Dinophyceae; Suessiales; Symbiodiniaceae
Source: the annotation of a GenBank genome assembly